Messenger RNA from Echinops telfairi (small Madagascar hedgehog), 971 nucleotides. It is a transcript of the gene SDR9C7, whose product is annotated as short chain dehydrogenase/reductase family 9C member 7. The record is from RefSeq and is a predicted model, not a curated record. NCBI's taxonomy places the organism in Eukaryota, Metazoa, Chordata, Mammalia, Afrosoricida, Tenrecidae. The transcript has 4 exons. Bases 1 to 942 code for a protein of 313 amino acids. Gene Ontology annotation, molecular function: oxidoreductase activity.
AUGGCGGCUCUCACGGACCUCUCCUUUAUGUACCGCUGGUUCAAGAACUGCAACCUGGUACGAAACCUCUCAGAGAAGUACGUCUUCAUCACUGGCUGCGACUCGGGCUUUGGGAACCUGCUGGCUCGGCAGCUGGUUGAUCGGGGCAUGAGGGUGCUGGCUGCUUGCUUCAGUGAGGAGGGGGCCCAGAAGCUUCUCCAGGAUACCUCCUAUCGUCUGCAGACCACCCUCCUGGAUGUCACCAAAACUGAGAGCAUCCGGGCGGCAGCCCAGUGGGUGAGGGACCAAGUGGGCGAGCAAGGUCUCUGGGCUCUGGUGAACAAUGCUGGAGUGGGCCUACCCAGUGGUCCCAAUGAAUGGCUGACCAAGGAGGACUUUGUGAAAGUGAUUGAUGUGAACCUGGUGGGACUGAUUGAAGUGACCCUCCACAUGUUGCCCAUGGUCAAGAAAGCCCGGGGCAGGGUUGUCAACAUGUCCAGCUCUGGGGGUCGCGUGGCUGCCAUCGGUGGUGGCUACUGUGUUUCCAAGUUUGGUGUUGAGGCUUUCUCUGACAGCAUCAGGCGUGAGCUCUACUAUUUUGGCGUAAAAGUCAGCAUCAUAGAGCCAGGAAACUACCGGACAUCCAUUCUGGGCAAGGAGAAACUAGAGUCCCGCAUGCAGAAGCUGUGGGGCCGGCUACCUCAGGAGACCCGGGACAGCUACGGAGAAGAGUAUUUACGCAUCUAUACUGAAAAGUUAAAAAACAUCAUGCAGUUGGCCGAUCCAAAGAUCACCGAAGUCACCAACAGCAUGGAGCACGCCAUUGUGUCCCGGAGCCCUCGUAUCCGCUACAACCCUGGCCUGGAUGCCAAGCUCCUCUACCUCCCCCUGGCUAAGCUGCCAACGCCAGUGACUGAUUUCAUCCUGAGCCGGUACCUUCCGAGACCAGCGGACAGCGUCUGAGCCCGGGAGCUUCCAGGGUGGUCAGUGGA